This is a messenger RNA of Cucurbitaria berberidis CBS 394.84, 1038 nucleotides long. Its product is annotated as oxidoreductase. Gene Ontology annotation, molecular function: dioxygenase activity. The transcript has 3 exons. The record is from RefSeq and is a predicted model, not a curated record. NCBI's taxonomy places the organism in Eukaryota, Fungi, Ascomycota, Dothideomycetes, Pleosporales, Cucurbitariaceae. The coding region runs from base 1 to 1038 and encodes 345 amino acids.
AUGUCGCUUGUCAAAACCCUCGACUUCGAUCUGUUCACCAACGGCACGGAGACCCAACGGAAACAAUUGGGCACCGACCUCGCCGACGGUUUUGUUUCCGCAGGCUUUGUGAAACUCAUCAAUCACGGUAUUCCAGAAGAGGUUGUUGAUAAUGCCUUCCGAUUAUCCAAGCAGUUCUUCGAACUCCCAAAGGCUGCAAAGGCCGCAGUUGGGCACGUUCCGGGACCAAAGCCUCAGCGGGGUUGGAGUGCCGUUUACGCUGAGAGAGUAGGAGGCAGCCGUUUGGAUAAUUUGGAAAGGAGCGGCGGCGAAACCGCUAUAGAUGAGUUGUUGGACGAGAAGGAACAUUUCGACUGGGGUCCUCGCGAAGACCAAGAGUUUCCAAACCCUUGGCCCGACAAGGACUUCCCCGAGUUUCGCCCUUUCAUGGAAGAGUAUUUUGAGACCUGCCACGAUAUAAGCAUCAAAAUCAUGGAAGCCCUCGAGGUUGGUCUGAAGAUACCACCGGGUUCUCUUGUCAACCGAUGCCUCCCCGCGCAUAGUGAAGCUCGUGUACUCCACUACCCACCCGUAGAUGUCGAGGUACUCAGGGGUGGCAAGACAAGGCGCAUUUGGCCCCACACUGACUUUGGAAUCAUUACUCUCCUCUUCCAAGAUACAGUUGGAGGUCUUGAGCUGGAAGACCGCUCAGUCCCGGGCACUUUCGCACCGGUCGUGGCGCAGCCGAAGGGAAUGCCUUCCGAACUGGUCGUCAAUACUAGCGAGACCUUGCAGCGUCUGACAAACGAUUACAUCAGAGCAGGACUGCACCAGGUCAACAUUCCAGCUCCUUCGAAAGAGUCCAAAAAGACGACUUUGGAUCCUCGCUACUCGAUCGCGUUCUUCUUCAAGGCGAGCCGCGAGGUGAACGUUGGCCCAUUGAAGCACUUCGUGACAGAGGAGCGCCCUACCACUUACAAGGAUAUGACUGCUCUCGAUUUCAACAGAGAGAGGAACGCGACUGUGUUCAAAAGCGCAAAAGCUGGGAAAGUCUAUUGA